UUGGUUUACCUAGAUUCCGUAGGAUGUGUAAAUCUCUCCGGGUUUUGUCGGUUUUUCGUUAGUCUUUUUAAAUUAUGCUUAAGUCUGCUAUUCGCCGAAGCGAUGUUCAUGUAUGCGGCCUGCGAUUUUUGCGUGGUGACGCUGAAAAUAAUUUACUCCUUGGAGCUGUCGGAACUGCCAGUUGCCUACGUAUUCGAUCAAAUAUAUAGCUAUACCUACGCGAUGAUCAUGCCUUUGCAACUAUGCUGUCUUAUGGAAAGACUUGCAGCGACAAUAUUUAUCAAGUCCUAUGAGGGCAACCGGAAAUGGCACUUGCUAAUCUUGUCGCAACCAUUCUGUAUUGCAUUCAUAUUCGCAAACAACUUUUCCAAAGAAGGUAAUUUUUCUCUGUUAUAA
Messenger RNA from Cylicostephanus goldi, 396 nucleotides. The record is from the annotation of a GenBank genome assembly. Lineage: Eukaryota; Metazoa; Nematoda; Chromadorea; Rhabditida; Strongylidae.